UUCAUAUCACGUUAUCAGCACCCUGCUCUAACUCAUUCUGCUUGUUGGCGUUAUCUCUUGUUUUGGAUGCUUCUACAGAUAUUUUGGAAUUCUACUUCCACCACAUAUUCAUCAAUCCAGAUACAAUGUCAAAUUUAUCAAAACUCGAAUUUGUCGCACUCGACAUCUCGGGCAACAACUACCCCUCUUGGGCUUUUGACACUAAAACUCAUCUGGAAGCAAUGAGUUUGGGGGAGACAAUCAUUGAUGGGAAUAAAACGUCCCUUCAAGAAAAAGCUAAAGCUAUGGCAUUCCUUCGCUUUCAUCUUCAUGAAGACCUAAAGAGGGAAAACAGUACUGUCGAGGACCCUCUCGAGUUAUGGAAAAACAUUCAAGAAAGAUUUGACCACCUGAAGUUGGUCUUACUCUCUAAAACCCGCUACAAGUGGGUUCAUUUAAGGCUACGAGAUCAUAAGACUGUUAGUGAGUACAACUCUGCCUUUCUUCGCAUCACCUCUGAGCUUAAAUUAUGUGGUGAAAAAAUAACCGACGAAGACAUGCUUGAGAAAACUUUCUCAACGUUCCAUGCAUCAAACAUGCUCCUGUCGCAGCAGUAUAGGGAACGUAAAUUUACAAAAUAUUCUGAAUUAAUAUCAUGUUUGUUGGUCGCGGAGCAAAACAACAAGCUCCUACUACAAAAUCAUCAAGCGCGACCAGUCGGUGCAAGCCCAUUGCCAGAAGCCAAUGCGGCAAAUUAUCAAAGCGGACGUGGGAGAGGUCGCGGUCGCGGGCGUGGUCGUGGACGGAGCAAUACAUGGCAAAGAGAAUCUCAAAAUUCUAAAUCUAGUGGUGGCGAAUCGAGCCGACAAAACACGGGACGACCUCCUAGAGGGAGAACCAGCGAGAGCCAAAACAAUAUAUGUUAUAAAUGUGGAAUGUCAAAUCAUUGGUCCCGCACAUGUCACACCCCUAAACUGUAA
Helianthus annuus (common sunflower) is the source of this 959-nucleotide messenger RNA. RefSeq lists its product as uncharacterized. NCBI's taxonomy places the organism in Eukaryota, Viridiplantae, Streptophyta, Magnoliopsida, Asterales, Asteraceae. The transcript is spliced from 2 exons. The coding region runs from base 126 to 959 and encodes 277 amino acids. Gene Ontology annotation, molecular function: zinc ion binding; nucleic acid binding. The record is from RefSeq and is a predicted model, not a curated record.